This is a messenger RNA of Gigantopelta aegis, 639 nucleotides long. Its product is annotated as leucine-rich repeat-containing protein 74B-like. The record is from RefSeq and is a predicted model, not a curated record. The coding region runs from base 1 to 639 and encodes 212 amino acids. Gene Ontology annotation, biological process: activation of GTPase activity; nucleocytoplasmic transport. The transcript is spliced from 5 exons. NCBI's taxonomy places the organism in Eukaryota, Metazoa, Mollusca, Gastropoda, Neomphalida, Peltospiridae. Gene Ontology annotation, molecular function: GTPase activator activity; small GTPase binding. Gene Ontology annotation, cellular component: perinuclear region of cytoplasm; cytosol; nucleus.
AUGGCACGGGCGAACUCCGUGGAGCUGCUGUCGUUGAAGGUGUAUCGUAAAAUGUGUAACAGACUGGAGAUACCUCAACUGCGCACUGUGUGGAGUCAGCUCGGAAACGUGCAGCUCACGUUCAAAGAUCUCUUUCUGUCUUCAAGAGGGGUCAAGGCCACGUGUUGUGCUCUUAUGUAUGAACCAAACACAGAAAAUCUUGAUUUGUCAGGAAACCAUAUUGGAAAGAAAGAAUGCGACUACGUGGUCAGCAUACUGGAACAGACAACCUCUAUAUGCGUUUUGGAUCUCUCCAACAAUGAACUUAGCGGUAUCAGCAUACAGAAACUGGCCAGCUGUUUGGUAAAGAAUGCAACAAUUGUAUCAUUAACACUCUCAGGGAACAAACUAACCGACGGAGACGCCGAGGCUGUCGCCUUGAUAAUAGCACAGAACCGCAGUAUAACCCGGCUGUAUGCCAGUCAUAACGAAUUCCGCGAGGAAGGCGGAAAGGUCAUAGGCAGUGCAAUAGGUAUGUAUAAUCAUGGACACAACUCUAUGGCAAGGUCAGAGGUUGUGUCCACAACAGGCGUGUUUGAACAGUUCUCUAAUGGAAGCACUCCAUACAAAUUACCCAUACCUAUACUAAACAGUUACUAA